AUGAAAAUUUUCAUCCUAAAGUCAGCCUUGGUGGCCGCGACCCUUCUCUCUACUGUCACCGCAUCUCCCAAAGGUCCUGUCGACACUUAUAAGAAAUGCCAACGCCAAACCAAACGCGCAACAGAAGGCUGUCCCAAAGGAACCCUCUUCGUCGCCAAAGAUGAUUCCCGCGCAGACUUCUCCUCCAUCCAAUCCGCCAUCGACUCUUUAGGAAACACCACAACUCCAGGCCACAUCCUUAUAGCACCCGGUGACUACACAGAGCAAUUAAACGUCACCCGCAGAGGUCCUCUUCAUCUUAUCGGAGCUUCAAACAAGCCAUGGGUCAAGGACCUCUAUGCUGAUAUUGACGUCAACACCACUGCGCAGAAUGAUGUGCAGAUUUGGUGGAAUUUGGCAAAUACUAAUAAUGGGAGUAUGAGCGAUAAUGUGUACACGAGUGUUUUGACCGUGGGACCGAAUCUGGAUGCUACACUUACUGGAGCUGGACCUACGGGUUGGCCUGUGCCGGCUGGUACACCUUUUGGUUGUACUGAUUUCAGGGCGUAUAAUAUUGAUUUCAGGAAUGAUUUUGCGCCCAGAUCGGUUGGACCUGCCCAUGCUGUUGGCGUUAGCAGAGCCAAUGCUGGGUUCUAUUCUUGUGGGUUCUACAGUUAUCAAGAUACUGUUUAUGUUGGAAAACUUGGAAAUGCCUUCUUCUACGAUAAUAUCAUCGCUGGAGAAACAGACUUCCUAUAUGGUUUCGGUACAGCGUGGAUUGAUCGCUCAACUCUAUCUCUGAGAAACUGCAACGGUGGAAUUACAGCCUGGAAAGGCUCAAACACCACUUUCACCAACAAAUACGGUGUCUAUAUCGACAACUCUCAAGUCAUUCCCUCGAAUGCCACGAUCGCUAAGAAUUUAGUCGGCAAAUGUCCCCUUGGACGACCAUGGAACUCACAGCACAAGAGCAUCUUUAUGCAAUCGUAUUUCGACCCUGUUAUCCUACCGGCUGGAUACAUCAUAUGGCAACCUUCUACCCCAAGGGUGGAUAACUAUACUUUCAUGGCGACAUGGAAUGACUAUGGUCCUGGAUAUAAUGUCAAGGCUUUGGAAGAUGGUGGAAUUACUAAGGUUUUGAGCGAUAAGGAGGUCAAGCCUUACAAGUCACCUAAGGAUGUUUUUCAAACUCCUGAGGGCAAGUUUGGACAUAUUGGAUGGAUCGACAAGAAGGCUUUGUAA
Molecule: messenger RNA, 1221 nt
Organism: Fusarium coffeatum
Lineage: Eukaryota; Fungi; Ascomycota; Sordariomycetes; Hypocreales; Nectriaceae
Exons: 2
Coding region: 1-1221 (406 amino acids)
Biological process (GO): cell wall modification
Molecular function (GO): pectinesterase activity
Source: RefSeq, a predicted model, not a curated record